Williopsis jadinii is the source of this 1960-nucleotide messenger RNA. RefSeq lists its product as uncharacterized. Bases 480 to 1688 code for a protein of 402 amino acids. Lineage: Eukaryota; Fungi; Ascomycota; Saccharomycetes; Phaffomycetales; Wickerhamomycetaceae. The transcript has a single exon. The record is from RefSeq and is a predicted model, not a curated record.
AAAGGAAAAAUACGGAGCUCCCCACUGGUAGUGAAACCCCGAUACAUUCCUACCACACAGACAUACACACAUAGGCACCCAUUUCCCUUACUCAACUGCAUACAGUUCCCCCAACAGAAGAGGCACAGAACUACAACCAACGCUGCUAAUCACAGUCAUUCCCGCUGUAGAGCUGAAACUGAAAGGGCCUAACUUCCGGUAGAUACACGCACAGAGACACAAGCACGUUCGCAGACAACACGGACAGAGAGGCACAGGCACUUACACACAAGAGCCAGAGAGAGGGAGAAUUUGCGUGGUUAAGCCCAGAGGGAGUUAGACAAUUUAGACGGAACCCCCCAAGAGCUGCUGAUCAAACUUCUCUUCAAAACUACGCACACGCGCACACACACCACCACCACUACAAAUCACCAUAAGAUUGGACAAAAAAUUCUGUUCUUAUAUACAAAGGAAACACACAGUGAGAAGAGUCUACACAGAUGAGUACACAGAGACUACUGCCGUAUAGUUCCGGUAGUCCUUCUCAAGCUGCCUAUUCCAUAAGGCUUUCCCAUGAUUUCCAAUCGCUAUUGUCCCGUAAUGAGGGGAGGAUCAGGCUCAUUGUUUCAAAGGGAGAGGUAUCGCUAAAAGUUGACGGGGUAGUUUACAAGAUGGAAUCAUCGUCUUCACCCCCGCUAGACAUCUACCAGCAGUUGACAAAGACGUCGCUCAAGAAUAUCGGCGUGGUUUCCCAGAGGUUGGAGCCAACUUCCCCAAUAUCUUCACCGCUGAAUAACCCACAACAGGAGACCGUUGUGACCGGUCAUAAAUCCAAGAACAGAUCGCCAACAUAUACGCAUGAGAGGUCGAAUUCGAACUCAAGCGUAACAAAUUCACACAUCACUACUGCUCCAAAGCUGUCGCCUGCCUCGAGGAAAUUGGUUCAAUGGCUUGCGCUCGGUCCCCUGAGCAAGAGGGACAUUGUGCAGGCGACGAAGCUUUCCACACAGGAGGUUGAAUCUGCAUUGAAGCCGGUUGCCAUGCUAUACGAAGGCAACGAGAGACAGGUGAUAACGACUUAUCCUCAUUUCAAGGAGAGUUCUUCGAAGGAGCCACUCUUUGUUUUGAACUACUCUGCAUAUAAGGAGAUCAAGCUAAUUGGAUACAAGUACACAGAUAGUGAACUGGAUGUGAUUAGAAAGAACUGCCAGUUGGCUUAUGACUACUUGAAAUACCCUGAAACCCAUCCUGCAAGGGAAUACCUUGCGAGAUCGUGGAAAGAGCAACCACACACUCCAGAAUCCCCCGAAUCGUCCUCGUCAUCUUCUGCAUCUGUUAAAUCACAAUCGUCAAAGUCUUCAACUUCAGCGAAGGUGAGUAAGGCUACUACACCUAUAUCUUCAAAGUCCACUACAAGGCAACCUUCAAACACUACAAGCACAGCGAGUGCGACAACGUCGAAGGAUAUGACGAAGCCUAGAACCACACCUUUGUCACUUGAGAAGAAGCGCAAGAGAGAAGAUUCAAACGAUGAGGUUUACUACUUGGAUUUGGCACGUAGAUUCCAAGAGAAGUACAAAGAAUAUGAAGAAUUGUACAAGAAGAUACAAUCUUCAAAAGGGAAGAACGCUGAAGGUUUGAAACGGCUAUAUGAUCUUCACAAGAGUUUAGAAUCUUGGAAGAAACAACUAUGGAACAGCGUUUCAUGAGUUGUUUUCAACUUCUACUAUUGUUCUUCUCUCUUUUUAAUUACACAUACAAUGCAUUUUCUUCUUCCAACAUAAUUACUGUGCUUUUAUUAGGUUAAUUUGUUUGCUACCUGAUGCUUUGAACGAAGUAACAAUGUUAUAUUCUGUGGCCUGGCACUAGACCAAACAGCACACUAAACGCAGCACUUAUGACACAAGCCAAGAACAGCACCCAUAGAGAUCUCUUUUGUAACAACUUGACAACGAAUGGCUCUUUUAAGUUUCUCAAGAAA